Molecule: messenger RNA, 1206 nt
Organism: Heterobasidion irregulare TC 32-1
Lineage: Eukaryota; Fungi; Basidiomycota; Agaricomycetes; Russulales; Bondarzewiaceae
Exons: 5
Coding region: 1-1206 (401 amino acids)
Biological process (GO): tRNA splicing, via endonucleolytic cleavage and ligation; tRNA-type intron splice site recognition and cleavage
Cellular component (GO): tRNA-intron endonuclease complex
Molecular function (GO): nucleic acid binding; tRNA-intron lyase activity
Source: RefSeq, a predicted model, not a curated record
AUGGCUUCAUCAUCCAAUCGCGGACGCAACAGUGCGGGUGCAAGGAAAGCCGCCGGCAAACGCGAGGAAAAUAACCGAAUCUACGCGUACCCUAUCCCGCUUGUGCUCGAUGCCCCGGAGAGCAAUGCAGUCUCAUCGGUCUUGGGCCUGUUCGGCAUAUCAGCAUCGCGCAUUGUCAAUCCUCACUGCGAAGGUAUAUUUGAUCCCACGACACGCUCCGUGUGGGUCACGAAUGCCAAGGAUUCCAUGAUCUUGUGGAGGCGCGGCUUUUUUGGAAAGGGUAAUUUGUCACGGAGCGAGCCUAGUUGGCUCGCACGAAAAAUCAACACCCGCAAUGCUGCUGGAAAAUACAUGACGUCGGAAGAGGUCACUGCCAAACGGAGAGCCGAGAGAAAACAGUUCAAGUUAGAUCGAGCACGAGCCAUUGCUGCUGCUGCUGCGGAGGCAGAGGCCGCGUUUGCGGAAGGCCGCAUUAUCCCAGCCGAAGAAACGAAAGCGUCCAUCCCAUCUGCCGCAACGUGGAAACCGUCCACUGUCCAUGCUGGAACCGUGAGUUUACCGGAGACACCACCGGAACAGGAUGAAGAUGAUGCUGCGGAGCUUCUUGAGGAUUUGGAGCACCUGCAGCUCACCCUACCGGAGGCGUUUUUCCUGAUCUGGGCGCUCGAUUGCUUGACUGUCCUUGAUCCAAAAUCACUGGAACCUAUGACCCUUCCAGACAUCUGGCUGGCGUUUCAAUCUGCCCAUUUACCGACCUAUGCCACGCUUCCCUCGCCCCUUACGCUUCCCCCGCGCGCCGAUAACCCCUUCCUCAUCAACUAUGUCUUCCAUCAUCAUUACCGCUCUCUCGGGUGGGUUGUCAAGAAUGGAAUCAAAUUUUGUGUAGAUUAUCUCUUGUACAAACGGGGACCUGUAUUCCACCACGCAGAAUUCGCCUUGGUCCUCAUACCGGUGUACGAGGAUCCAGACGAUGCAAAGACGUCGCCUUUCGAUCUCCAGAAUGUAGCACCGUUCAGUUGGCAAUGGCUGAGUACUAUAAAUCGUGUCAACUCCCAAGUGCAAAAAACACUUAUAUUGUCUUAUGUGACAAUCCCGGCCUUGUCAAGGCUUGGGCCCCAUAUGCUUCAAUCCCCCGCGUAUCUGACACAAUACUCAAUUCGAGAGAUUGCCGUACGGCGCUUCAUACCCGCCAGAAUGCGGGAUUAA